AUGGCCAGGGCACCGAGGGUCCGGUCCCUGAACAUCGCGGUUCCGGAGGCAGAGGCGAGGCCGGUGCUGGUACCGGGGGGCAACAAGGCCAGGUUGGGCCCGGCGAACGCCCGGAAACCGUCGCCGAAGCCCCUGAGGAAGGCGGCGGUGGGGACGCCAAAGAAGCCUGCGGCUGCCGCAUCCAAGGCGGAGGAGGGCGCAAAGAGGAAUGCAGUCAGCGGGGGCGGAGGUGGCGCGCCCAAGGAUCCUUGCUAUGUCACUUUCCAUGAUGAGGAGUGGGGGGUUCCCGUGCACAAUGACAGGAGAUUGUUUGAGCUACUUGUACUAUCUGGUGCAUUGGCUGAGCUUACAUGGCCUGAAAUUCUCAAGAGGAGGCAACUUUUCAGGGAAAUUUUCAUGGAGUUCGACCUUGCUGCUGUCUCUAAAAUAAAUGAGAAGAAGCUUGUGGCACCUGGAAGCACUGCCCAUUCUCUUUUGUCAGAGCAAAAGCUCCGAGCUGUCCUUGAGAAUGCUCGCCAGAUACUAAAGAUUGUUGAUGAAUUUGGAUCCUUUGAUCGGUACUGCUGGGGUUUUCUGAACCACAAGCCUAUAGUGAGCAAGUUCCGAUAUCCAAGACAAGUUCCUGUCAAGAGCCCGAAGGCAGAUACAAUCAGCAAAGACAUGAUGAGAAGGGGAUUCCGAGGUGUGGGCCCAACGGUCAUAUAUUCCUUCAUGCAGGCUGCAGGUCUAACAAAUGAUCACCUGGUCAGUUGCUUCCGGUUCGAACAAUGCAAUGCCAUUCCAACUCUUUGCACGAGUAACAUUGACAGGGUAAACAUGAAGGCAGAUCCGAAAAAAGAUGAGAUGACAACGAAGAUUUAUUGUGAAGAGAUUACCACAAACCCAGAGAUGCCAAGGACGAUUGAUGCUCUUAUCGUUUCGUAG
Molecule: messenger RNA, 924 nt
Organism: Miscanthus lutarioriparius
Lineage: Eukaryota; Viridiplantae; Streptophyta; Magnoliopsida; Poales; Poaceae
Source: the annotation of a GenBank genome assembly